This is a messenger RNA of Diversispora eburnea, 1716 nucleotides long. The record is from the annotation of a GenBank genome assembly. Lineage: Eukaryota; Fungi; Glomeromycota; Glomeromycetes; Diversisporales; Diversisporaceae.
AUGUUAGAAGAAGACUCAAUGACUGGUUCUUUCUUCGAACCUUCACCCUUUCAGACGGCACAGAUUCAGUCUAUGGGUAAUGAAGGGGACGUUAAUUCUCUCUCCUUUAUGACUGAUUCUUUCAACGUAAACAUGAAUAUUGGGGGAAAUCCAUGGGAUCCUCCUUCAGCAAACGGAAUAGAUGUAUCAAAUAUUCUAUCGGACGUUUCUUUGCCAGAAGUUUAUUCUUCAGCUUUUACACUCGCUCAACAUGGAGGAAGAGUUUCUAUUUCCGCUUUGAAUAAAAUUUUAGGCGUUAGUGGACUUCCUCACGCGACAAUGGAAAAAAUUUUAAAUCUGACCACAUCAGCUAAUAGCACUCGGAUCAAUCGAGGAGAAUUUAACGUUGCACUUGCGUUAGUGGCAUUAGCACAAAAAAAUAUGGAUCUUCCUGAACCAAUUUUUACAAAUCUCGAAAGCGUUAAUUUCAAUCGAAAUUUGAGUUUUUCGACAUUACCACGUCCAUCCAUGAACUCUAUUCCGGCUGAUGAUCCAUGGGCCAUUUCUCCUUCCCCUUCUGCUAAUGGAUAUACAACUGUACCAUUUUCUACAGAAGUUCCUGUAUCAAUUUAUCAAUCUCCAGUUACCCCUCAACCUGUUUCUAAUACGAGUCUUACUAUACCUAAAGAAGAUGAAUUUCAUUGGUUUAUGGAUAUGGAUGUAAUUACUGUAAAAUUUGCGCCAGAAAGAGAAGGAUUUCUCUUUAAACAUGUAAAUUAUAUUGUGGAAUCUCAACAACGAGGAACUAAAGUUGUUAGAAGAUAUAGCGAUUUCUGGUGGUUAAUGGAAUGCCUCAUAAAAAAAUAUCCAUAUAGAAUUUUACCUGCUCUUCCACCUAAAAAAAUUGGAGCCAACGGAUUUUAUUUCACAGUUGAUGAAACUUUUCUGGAGAAACGACGGAAAGGAUUGACCAGAUUCCUGAAUUUUAUUGCAAGGCAUCCUGUUCUAAAAGAUGAUGAACUCGUAGAAAUAUUUCUUAAAGAACCAAUAGAGAUAGCAACUUGGCGUAAAAAUAAUUUACCAGAUUUGGAAGAAGAAUAUUUAAAGAAGACAAUUACACCUGAAAUAGAACAACGUAUACCAACUGAAUUGAAAGAAAGGUUAAAUAAAGUAUAUAAAAGAUUAGAUGAUAAUAUUGAACAUUAUAGAAACAUUUGUAAUAUAAUGGAGCGUAUCGCUCGUCGUCAAGAAGGAAUGUCAACUGAUUACAUGCGAUAUAGUUUAGCAUUGCAUUCAUUGAUCGAGCAAGAAAAAGGAUGUUACCGUGAAGAUUGCACUGGUUGUGGUCAAGUAAAACAAGGUUUAGAGGAAAUUGCAACACAUUUUCAAAAGACAAGUACAAUAAUGGAAGAGGCGGCUACGGCAACACUUGAAACAGUUUUGGAAAAUUUGAAACGACACCGGGAUUUACUUGUAUCAUUUAAAGAAACAUUUGAAAGAAAAAAUAAAUUAAAUGACGAUUCAAUUGAGACUCUUAAUAAUCGAAUAAAAGCCAAUCAAGCAAAACUUGCUCCAUUAAAAGAAGGGGUAGAUCCGGAAGCAGAAAGAUUGAACACAGCAAUUCAAAAGAACUUUGUUAAUGAUCAAAUUAAAUAUUCCCAUCAACUCAAUGAAAAUUGGAGAUUGUUAAAUCCAAAAGUUUAUGAGAUGCCGGUCGAAACAAGUGGAUUUAUUUAA